Benincasa hispida (wax gourd) is the source of this 2054-nucleotide messenger RNA. Its product is annotated as ERAD-associated E3 ubiquitin-protein ligase HRD1B-like. Gene Ontology annotation, biological process: ERAD pathway; proteasome-mediated ubiquitin-dependent protein catabolic process. Gene Ontology annotation, cellular component: endomembrane system. The record is from RefSeq and is a predicted model, not a curated record. NCBI's taxonomy places the organism in Eukaryota, Viridiplantae, Streptophyta, Magnoliopsida, Cucurbitales, Cucurbitaceae. Gene Ontology annotation, molecular function: ubiquitin protein ligase activity.
UUCUCAGAUCGCUCUCAAGUUUCGUCGGCUUCCUAGGUACUCUCCAUCUUCUUGUAUCUCUGUCUACGAGUUAAUUGUCGAACUUCGUUAGGUUUCCGAGAGAGAGUGAGAUGGAGCUGAAAUUGCCUAAUGUCUUGGUGUUUUUGUUGCGUGCAGUAGAGAAUGAUGAAGUUGCAAACAUAUGCGGGGAUUAGUUUUAUUGCAACCAUAGUGGUUAUCUAUCAUGCCUUCAACAGUAGAGGGCAGUUCUACCCAGCAUUGGUCUAUUUAUCGACUUCCAAGAUAAAUUUAGUGCUUCUUCUCAAUAUGGGUUUAGUGAUCAUGUGCAUCUUGUGGCAGCUAACAAAAAAAAUAUUUCUGGGUUCUCUUAGAGAAGCAGAAGUUGAGAGGCUCAACGAGCAAUCAUGGAAGGAGUUGAUGGAAAUCCUCUUUGCCAUCACUAUUUUCCGGCAAGACUUUUCUGUUGCAUUCCUGGGUAUGGUUACGGCUUUGUUGUUGAUCAAAGCUCUGCAUUGGCUGGCUCAGAAGAGAGUUGAAUACAUGGAAACCACUCCAUCGGUGCCUUUGUUGUCCCAUAUCCGGAUUGUUUCUUUCUUAGGCUUCCUCUUUGUUCUAGAUAGUCUGUUUUUUUAUAAUUCGAUAGAAUCUCUGAUACAGACAAGGAAGGCCUCGGUUUCCCUCUUCUUUUCAUUUGAGUAUAUGAUUCUUGCAACAACAGCUGUGUCAACAUUUGUGAAAUAUAUUUUCUAUGUCAGUGAUGUGCUCAUGGAGGGACAAUGGGAAAGGAAACCCGUCUAUACAUUUUACUUGGAACUUAUACGAGACUUACUUCAUUUGUCGAUGUACUUGUGUUUCUUUCUUGUGAUUUUCAUGACUUAUGGUGUGCCUUUGCACUUGAUCCGGGAGCUUUAUGAGAUCUUUAGGAAUUUUAGGAUUCGCAUUGCAGAUUACAUCCGUUACAGAAAGAUUACUUCAAAUAUGAAUGAUCGUUUUCCAGAUGCAACGCCCGAGGAACUCAAUUCAAGUGAUGCAACAUGCAUUAUUUGUCGUGAAGAGAUGACAGUUGCAAAGAAACUAGUAUGCGGACAUCUUUUUCAUGUCCACUGCCUCCGAUCCUGGUUGGAGCGACAACAUACUUGUCCCACUUGCAGAGCUCUUGUUGUACCACCUGAAGGUUCAAGCACAGCAGGCGGUCAUCAUGGAGUGCAGUCUGAUGCUAACCAACAAGGAACAGGAACCACAAGUUCAUCUGCACAAGGUACAAGUGGUACGGGCGUUACUAAUGAUAAUUUGAGUCAUCAUCAGGCUAGAGUCCGUGCUGCUGCCGCUGCUGCUUCAAUAUAUGAGAAAUCAUAUGUUUAUCCUUGUCCGAGCACAUUAGUAUGGUCUCUUGGAUAUGCAGUAGUUCCUCAGGUUGAAAGACCUUUGCCUGACUCCGACAAUACAGAAACAAAUGGAGAACAAACUCCCAAUGGACAUCCACAAUACUUCUCAUUUCCUAGCGGCCCUUCAAACCUGUCCUUCACUCAAUUUCCCCAAAAUCUCUUUGUUCCUUUUCAGCCACGAGAGGGCACUGGAAACAAUACAGAUGAAUUGGGCAGUAGUCUAAAUGUAUCAGGCUCACAGCUUGAAGCUCAAGAAAAAUUUCUUCAACAGAUUGAGAUCCUUCAGAAUCAACUGCAACUUCUCCGUAGACCAAAAGUUGAGGAAAGUUCAAGAGCAGGCGAGGCAGAUAAGAAAGGGAAAAGUUUAGCAACCUCAUCAUCACCGUUGCCGUCAUCAUCUUCAUUAGAUUCUCAUCCAUCCGGAGAAACCGAAAGAGCGGCAAUAUAGAACAAAUGUGCAUAAUUAUAUUGUGUAAUAAUACAAGACUGCAGAUUCACACAAUGACAUAGAUGUGUCUAUUGUAUACGGAAGAUGUACUUGGUAAAUUUUUAGAAGCAGUCUUCUUUCCCUUUGCCAUAUUGGUUGGUUCGCUGUAAAUGCUGAAUUUGAUCUCUUUUGAAGCAGAAUAUGAGGCGGUCAAAAAAGAAUAUUGAAAGUUUUUUGUUUUU